This is a messenger RNA of Sardina pilchardus (European sardine), 3650 nucleotides long. It is a transcript of the gene faxca, whose product is annotated as failed axon connections homolog, metaxin like GST domain containing a. Gene Ontology annotation, cellular component: cytoplasm. The transcript is spliced from 6 exons. Bases 199 to 1470 code for a protein of 423 amino acids. NCBI's taxonomy places the organism in Eukaryota, Metazoa, Chordata, Actinopteri, Clupeiformes, Clupeidae. The record is from RefSeq and is a predicted model, not a curated record.
CUCUGCCAGACAGCGGCGGUGCUCGGCUGCGGAGGAUGCCGACCCCGACGCGGGGACGACAGCCAGGCGAGAUGCCCGCUUCCCCCGAGCUCCCAAGUCCCGAACCGGCCCUCGCCGAGAACCAUUAGCAUCCAUGAAGCCUCCCUUGCUGAAGCCUGAAGGGGCCAAAGGGCGGAAAAAGGAGACGAAGAAAGAAGAAUGUACUGGAGAAUAGGGUUCGCCUGGUCUCCCGCCUGUGUGGUUGAUUUUGGCCGGAAUCAGAGCUUCUCCUUCGGCCUGUGCGGCUCGGAUGAGCGGUAUUCGUUGUAUGGGUACAUCAUCGCUUACCCCUUGCAGGACUACGCAGGGAUCAUGUCGGCGCUGGGCUCGGAUUCCUGGUGGAGGAAAACGCUCUAUCUGACCGGGGGAGCUCUCCUCGCUGCCGCUGCCUAUCUGCUGCAUGAGCUGCUGGCUAUUAGGAAGGAGCAGGAGCUGAGCUCUCAAGAUGCCAUCAUCCUUCACCAGUUCUCCCGGCCCAAGUGUGGGGUCCCCAGCCUGUCCCCCUUCUGCCUCAAGAUGGAGACAUACCUGCGUAUGCUGGGGCUGCCCUACCAGAACUACUUCGAUGGGAAGUUGUCUCCGCAGGGCAAGAUGCCCUGGAUCGAGUACAAUCAGGAGCAGGUGUGUGGCACGGACUUCAUCAUGGACUUCCUGGAGGACAAGCUGGGCAUGAGCCUCAACAAGAGCCUCAGCGACCAGGAGGUGGCCAUCUCCCAUGCCGUCACCAGGAUGGUGGAGGAGCACUUCUACUGGACGAUAGCGUACUGCCAGUGGGUGGAUAACCUGGAGAGGACAGAGCAGAUGCUGGCGGUGAGCGGGCCUCUGAGCCACGUGCUCAAGUGGAUCCUGAGUCACCUGACCAGCGGCGUGGUCAAGCGCGAGAUGUUCGGACACGGCAUCGGACGCUUCUCCAAGGAGGAGGUGUACACCCUGAUGGAGAAGGACAUGCGAACCCUCGCCCUCCUGCUAGGUGAUAAGAAGUACAUCAUGGGGCCGAAGAUGACCGCGGUGGACGCUACAGUGUUUGGCCAUCUAGCCCAAGCCAUGUGGACUCUGCCGGGAACUCGUCCAGAGCAGCUGAUCAAAGGCGAGCUGAUCAACUUAGCCAUGUACUGCGAGCGCAUCCGUCGGAAAUUCUGGCCCGAGUGGUUCGUGGACGUGGACGACUUCUACUACGACGGCUCGUACGACGACAGCUCGGCCUCGUCCUCCCACCUGCUGGACCUGGGCCUGUACUCACGGACCGACACGUUCCAGGACGAGUCCAACACACACACCCACACCCACACGCCCACGCCACCGCACACACACACACACACACACCCACUAGACUCCAACCUGACCACGCCCGACAGUGACCGCACGGGCCAGUCGCUCUUCGACUCCGACAUGGACACCGAGGCCUCAGACAUGGAUCUGCUGAAGGGUUAACGUUUCCCACAAUGCCUUGCACGGAGCCCUCCUGUACUCAUUCGCCAAACUCCCCCCCCCCCCCCUCCCCCCUUCUCCUGCCUUCCUCUGGAAGAACAACCCUAUGAGGGGUUGAUGACUGCAUCACAAAGAUUACACAGAUGAUGAUGAUGAUGAUGGUGAUGAUGAAGAUGAUGGAGGUGGAGAAAACUAAAGCAUUUAAGAAUCAGGGGGGGAAAAGAAGGGGAAAAUAGGCAGGAACUGAGAGAGAGAGAGAGAGAGAGAGAGAGAGAGCAAGAAAGAGAGAGAGAGAGCAAGAAAGAGAGAGAGAGAGAAAGAGAACGAGAACGGGAGUCAAUGACGCCGUUGCUGAGUAACUCCGCCCAUGGUCAGGUGACGUCCUCGAUGCGGCCCGUCGUUGCUACGGCAGCAUGUCCACUCCACCCCCCCCAGCCGGUCUGUUUUUAGAGUUUUCUAGAGUCCGCGCCUCUCAGAUGCCUUCAGUUGGUCCAGAUCUCAAUAUGCCAUGAGGACGUUACUCCUACUAUGCCUCCUAGUGACCAUAGCGUCAGUUUGACAUUGACGUGCUUCUUAAGGAAUUCUACGGUACACGAUCUCACAAACUCAACCCAUGCUUAUUGUGUGUGUGCUGUUUGUGAGCCUCUUAUGCGUGUGUUGUGCGUGAUUGGACGGGUCUACGCGCUGACCGUCUGGGCUACUAACCACCUCCUCAGCCCAGACGGCCAUACUGUAGGUCCUGCACUGCAUCUAGCCUUGAUCAGCUCGGGGACCACGUUACACUGAACUAGCAUGAUCAAUGGAAGAUGACUGAACAAGUCUGAGAAUAACAGAAUGGGAUACUUAAAUUAUGGGAGAAAAAAAUAGUUAUAUCAACUAAUAUUAACACAUUUGAUAAUCAAUUCAGCAGUAUAAAUAAUAGGAAUGGUCAUUAAUACCUACUAGUGUACAUGACGAGCUUGUUUCAGUGACAUCUUGAAGUGCUUUUGCAGGGGUUUGUGCGGCUUUUCCCAUCUCCCACUCUACAGAGAGCAUGUGGUCCAGACCAGUGGUGUCAGAGGCCCGUUAGUGGACCUUAGUGGACCUGCCUUGCCUUGCGAGAGCCCAUGCAUGCUUACUGUCCGAGGGGCCUUCCAGCGGAAACGUCUGGAUUGGACCGAGGAAAAACAAGGAAUUACGAAAACACACAGGAGCCCCUGAGACGUGUGUGUGUGUGUGUGUGUGUGUGUGUGUGUGUGGUUUGAGCUGGGGUUUCUUUCACUGUUUAUCCGUCCUCUGUAGUUUGUGUGGCAUGUAAGUGUGUGUGUUUUUUUUUUUUUUUUUUUUCAGAGCAGUUGAGCUGAGCUUAACUAGUGAGGUGCCUACUGAUAGAGAGGGCAAAUGUGAGAGAGGGGGGUAAACACGAGAGGGUAAUUAGGGGUGACCCUGAGUCUGGUGGAGAAUGGCAUGGGUGGUGCUGUCUGUGUGGUCUCCGGGUAGAUGGAUCUGUGCAGGUGUUUGUCAGGCAUCAGACACCCAUGCUGUCCAUUGAGAGAGAUGUUGCAUACCUGAUGCCUUUAGGAGCAAUUUAGCAGUGACUUCUCAAAACCGCCAUUGCGUUGGUCAGAUGUUGGCCAGUCCCUUACAGAAAUGCUUCAGUUGAUGGACUGUGGCCAACGCAUGAGAAAUCCAGAGUCACGUGAAAUUAAUAACAUUUUAGCUCAAAUGUAUUGACACGUGGUGCACAAAAAAAAAAGGGAAAAUUUACAAUAUUACAAUUGCUACUGAAAUUUACCAGUCAUCUACGAAUCCAAGAAGCGCUGGUGUUUGUGACUGAAGUUUACUUGAGGUGAAGUCUCUUAAAGCCUUAUGUUGGACAGCCACAUGCCAUCCCAAAGAGAGGGCGGUGCAGUACGUUCCUUCCUCCGGGCAGCGUUUUAAAGCGGCGAUGAUGCCCGCAGUAGGCCCGGGCAGCUGAUGAGUGGAAAUGUACCAGCUGUUGUGACAAAGCAGCGUCUCCUUAAGCGACCAGAAUCGCUGCAGUCCACCAUUCUCCGUCUGUUGGCUUUGUCCGCUCCGCUCAUUCUCACAGCACUAUUAGGUCAAAUUUCUCAUUCACAUUGGUGCAGACUAGACACUCUUGAGUUGCAGGAAGUGACCUCUCCUCUGUCCCGUGCUGACUGUGCGUGCGCAGGGGUGUAGGC